UGUAAACGAGUCAGGCAGCAUAGUGGACAGUGCACACUGCACAGUGGACUGACGAUCUAGAGAAGGGAAGGUUACCUGCGAUGGUGAGAGCUGCUAGACGCAUAUUCUUGGCCAGAGAUGCAAGAGCUGCUGCAACAGCUUCAGCAGGACCAGCAUACGCUGCAGCAACAACAACUCGAGGGAGGGCCUCCAGCCCCAAGUGCUGCGCAGCCCAGAAUACCACCAGGCCCUGAGAAGACUAGGUUAAUCCAGCGGCAGCUCGUGCUGCUCGUGCACGCGCACAAGUGCCAUAACAUGGAGCAGAGAAAUGGAAACGUCGGAGAGUGCAAACUGCCCCACUGCAAAACCAUCAAGGACGUCUUGUUGCACAUGCGGAUGUGCCAAGCAGGCAAUAGUUGCCUCUUCCCGCACUGCGCUUCGUCUCGACACAUCAUUGCGCACUGGAAUAAUUGUGCCCGUCCUCAAUGUCCGGUCUGUGUGCCUCUCAAGCCCGCUGAUACCCGGAUGUCUACGUGACUUUCGGGACCAGUUUAUAUUAAAUAAAAUGACUGACUUAAU
This is a messenger RNA of Hyalella azteca, 558 nucleotides long. Its product is annotated as histone acetyltransferase p300. The record is from RefSeq and is a predicted model, not a curated record. Gene Ontology annotation, cellular component: transcription regulator complex; histone acetyltransferase complex. Lineage: Eukaryota; Metazoa; Arthropoda; Malacostraca; Amphipoda; Hyalellidae. The coding region runs from base 118 to 516 and encodes 132 amino acids. Gene Ontology annotation, biological process: positive regulation of transcription by RNA polymerase II. Gene Ontology annotation, molecular function: histone acetyltransferase activity; chromatin DNA binding; transcription coactivator activity. The transcript has 4 exons.